AUGAAUAGGGAUUCGCGACUCAGGCCCCCAAGUGGCGCUGGUCUGACAACUCCAGUCAAGUCAGUGUGCAUCAAAGAAAUUUCUGCGCGGACGAGGCACAAGAUGCUAGCGGCAGACUGGCCCGUGCUAAGUCCAUCUAGUAGUAGUUCCCAUGAUAACUGCAGGAAAUACUAUGUAAUUUAUCCAGGAUGCAAGUGUGCAUCCAUUGGGUUCUCCUUGGUCGUCUACCUGCACUCGUAUACUGAUAUCGGUGCAUGCAAUGUACUCGUACAUGUGCUUCGUGUGAUUGUAAUCAAGAGGCGCUGGCUAGGAGGCUAG
Molecule: messenger RNA, 318 nt
Organism: Trichoderma asperellum CBS 433.97
Lineage: Eukaryota; Fungi; Ascomycota; Sordariomycetes; Hypocreales; Hypocreaceae
Source: RefSeq, a predicted model, not a curated record